CUUACAUUUACUUGUUAAUCGGGGGAAUCGCCGGGGCGGCUCUGCUUCUUUUAACCCUCGGAUUGUUCCUUCUGAGACGGAACAGAAUUAAACGGGAUGAUGAAUCGUACAAAGGAUCGAGUAUCCUUGUGUAUCCUUCGCAUCAAGGAUGCGCCACGCCGCAGUUUCUGACGAAGGAGAUUCAUUUUAGUCUGCCGCCGAUGAGGAGCACCUCUUUAGGCGAUCUGAACGAGAACGAUCAGGAUUCGGACGUGGACAUCGACACGGAUUCUCUGCUUCCUGCCACGUCCAGCCACAACCAACGAUCCAAUUCGUUCAGCUGCUACGGUUUGGGCGUAAUUGAGCCGAGCCUCUAUCGCAGCACUCUGGAUUUAGAUGAGAUCCAAUGGCCGGAAGGGCACAUAGGGCGGAUAUGGUUCUCGUUGAGAUACGAGCCUUCCACCGAAAAGUUGCUCGUCUCUCUGCUCAAGGCGAAGAAUCUACCCUCUAGAACCGUCGGCACCGUCAACAGUUGCGAUCCUCUUGUUCGAUUGCACUUGAUGCCGGACGAAAGACGCUACUUGCAGUCGAGGCCGAAGAAGAAAACCUGUAAUCCGUAUUUCGACGAGACUUUAGUUUUCCAA
Messenger RNA from Nicrophorus vespilloides, 623 nucleotides. Its product is annotated as synaptotagmin-15-like. The record is from RefSeq and is a predicted model, not a curated record. Lineage: Eukaryota; Metazoa; Arthropoda; Insecta; Coleoptera; Silphidae. Gene Ontology annotation, molecular function: syntaxin binding; calcium ion binding; phosphatidylserine binding. Gene Ontology annotation, biological process: cellular response to calcium ion; regulation of calcium ion-dependent exocytosis; calcium-ion regulated exocytosis. The annotation marks the transcript as partial. The transcript is spliced from 4 exons.